GCAGUCAUGAGUGGGCUGCUGCUGCCGCCGCCGCUGCUGCUGCUGCUGCUGCGGGCCUCCUCCGGAUGACCUGACUGCCAAAGUCGUCGACUCUCCGUGCAGCUUUUGGAGAUGAUACUCAUGAAAUGAUAAAUACGAGGUAAUUAUUGAUGUUGACUGAUGUACUGGCCAGGCAGUAUCAAUAAGGGGAAUUUCUGUUUUGCCAGAUUCAACAGAGGAUACUACUCCAUGUCCAGAUCAGUCAAGUGUGUGUUUUGGUGACGUCAGCCAUGUUUUGGAAAUUUGAUUUACACACGUCUUCCCAUCUGGAGGCGUUAUUGGACAAGGAAGAUGUCACACUCACAGAGCUCAUGGAUGAGGAAGACGUGCUGCAGGAGUGCAAGGCCCAGAACAGGAGACUUCUCCUGUUCUUGUGUCAGGACCAGUGCAUGCAGGAGCUGGUCCGUAUGAUCACUACAGAGCCUCCUGCUGGCGGAGAGGAAACCAAACGCUUCAAGUAUCCAAAUAUAGCAUGUGAGCUGCUGACAAGUGACGUGGGAGUGAUCAAUGAUAAGCUGGGUAAUGAGGAACCUCUGCUGGAGACUCUCUAUGCCUUCCUGGAGCAGCCAUCCCCGCUUAACCCCCUCCUGGCAUCUUUUUUCAGCAAGACAAUUGGGAACCUCAUCACACGAAAGACUGAACAGGUAAUCAGUUUCCUGCGACGGAAAGAGGAGUUCCUUUCUUUGAUCCUGAAGCAUAUUGAUACAUCGGCCAUGAUGGACGUGCUGCUGCGUCUCAUCAGCUGUGUGGAGCCACCCCCUCUUCGACUGGAGACUCUUACUUGGCUAAAUGAGCAGAAACUGGCCCAGAGACUAAUAGAGCUCAUUCACCCGGAGAGGGAUGAAGAGAGACAGUCCAAUGCAUCUCAGACUUUGUGCGAUAUCAUUCGGCUAAGCAGAGACCAGGCCGGCCAGCUCCAAGAGAUUUCACAGCCGGACCCUUUGCUGACUGUGCUGGAAUCGCAGGAGUGUGUGGAGCAGCUUUUGCAGAACAUGUUCUCAGGAGAGAGAACUGAGAGCUGCAUUGUUAAUGGGAUUCAAGUUCUUCUCACUUUACUGGAAAUCAGGAGGCCUGUGGUGGAUGGCGUAAUGGAUGCUCAGGGAUUUGAGAGAAGCUACACUGUUAACAGCAGUAUUUUGUUGGCCAUCCAGCCACACCUGACACACUUCCACCAACUACUUCUGGAGCCACCCAAGCGAGACCCGAUGCUGACUGCUCUGGGCGUGUGGGAGGACCCGCUGGGAAAUACCCGUCUGCAUGUAGCCAGACUAGUGGCAUCUCUGCUUUAUACGAGCUCUUCGAGCCAUGCAGUGGUAGCGCAGGAACUCUGCAGACUCAACACAAUGGAUGUUCUCCUGGACUUAUUCUUCAAAUAUACUUGGAACAACUUCCUGCAUCUCCAAGUGGAGCUCUGUGUUGCUGCUAUCAUACGGCCCUGUGCUCAUGAAAUGAGACUUCAGGAAAAGAUCAAGCCUCAAGAAGAUGCAUCACAAGAGCAGGACUUGACUGAAACCCCGGCUUCUGAACCUCCAGUAACCUCAGAGGACACUGCACAUAAUCUUAUGGUGACUAAUCUGUUUCAACACUGCCACCUUGUCCAGAGGAUUCUGGAGGCUUGGGAGGAGAAUGACAAAAUGCAGUCAGAAGGUGGGAUGAGAAGAGGGUACAUGGGACACCUUACCAGGAUUGCCAACACAGUCGUCCACAACGUGGAAAAAGGCCCAGUUCACACUCAGAUCAGUAGCCUCAUCACAGAUCUGCCAGAGGACUACAGAGGGCGCUGGGAAACCUUUGUGGACCAAACACUGUCGGAGACCAAUAUGAAGAAUACCAUUGAUCUGGUGGGCACUGGAAACCCCCGACCCUCCUCUGAAGAUGACAUGGAAAGCCCAUUCCCUAAAGAACUCACAAUACAGCAGGCCUUUUCAGACUAUCAGAUCCAGCAGAUGACGGCUAACUUUGUGGAUCAGUUUGGGUUCAAUGACGAAGAGUUUACUGAUCACGAUGACAGCAUUGGGGCAACGUUUGACCGGAUUGCAGAGAUCAACAUCAACAUUGAUGCAGGCCAGGACAGUGCCAACACAGCUGUGUUUGACGCUUGCUCCAAAGAGAGGAUACAGCCGUUUGAUGAUGAUGAGGAAGAUAUCUGGGAGGAGAAAGAGAUAAACUAUGCAACUCAAACUAAGUCCCGGAACAGGUUUGGUGGAUCACAGUCCUCUCAAAGCCAAGUAACCAGUAAGAGCUGCGACAGGACUGCAGCCUCUGGCACCGAGGUCGCUGACUCAGCAGACUCAGACACUGAAGAAGGAGAAGACCCUAAAGAUGACCUGGAUCCUUUCUUAUGUCUGGACCAGGCUGACACAGCUAAGAGCUCCAGUUGGGUGGCAGACUUCGGAGAGGUGAACUCCAAGGCUCCGGCAGCAGGAGUGGGCUUCGCAGCCUGGGACACUCCGGCAGCUCAGCCAGCGGCAGCAGAGGCCGAGGAGAAGGGCUGGGCCAAGUUCACUGACUUCCAGCCUUUUUGCUGCUCUGAAACCGGUCCCAGAUGUAGCUCUCCUGUGGACUCAGAUCUCAGUGGAUCAGACAACACCAAACCAAACCAGAACCCGUGUGUGUGGAGUGUGUGCGUGGCAAGGAAAGCCCCACUCGUGGCCUCAGACACCUCGUCCUCCAGUAGCUCAGACAGCGACGACGAAGAAAGCAAGACCGAGUCCACGUCCAGCGAGACGGUCACCACGGAAACCAUCACGACCGGCGCUGGCAAGGAGACCAUCCGGCUCACCAUGGACGCCAAGAACGAGAGGGCAGUUUUCACCAGAAUUUUCAGACCUGCAGUCAGACGUGAAGCAGACAAAGGGACAAGCAAUGAAAAAGAAAACGAAAAGGGGAAAAAGCAUGGUAACUGUUCCAGCCCGAUCACGACCAGUCCAGCUAACCAGUCGGCCGCCGCCCCACAAGACAUGCAGUCGUCCGCUAACGGUCCGGCCUAACGGCGUGGUGCAGGCGCACAACGUCACACCUGUUCAUUGACAUACAGCCUCGCCACCUUCGCUUCAUGUUAGCAGCCCCCCCCCCCCCCCCCCCCCCCCCCCCGACCCCCUCCUCAAAACGGCCUUUCUGUGUCCGAAGACAAGUAAGUGAACGGGAGCUCCUCAAGCGCUGAAGAUCUGAACAGCAGAAAUCUACACAGGGCUCCUCCUGAUGUCUCUAAUGCACCUUCAUGAUCUGAUAAUAACUGAACUGUUUCCAAGAGUUUUACACAAAAUUUCAUUGUGCCAGAAUACCCCAAAGCCAAACGUUACAGUUUUGUAACUUGCCAUUUUUCCCCCCUACUCAAUUUACAAAACUAAGCAUUCUUACAUGUUGUGAUGAAUAUUGUGUUUUUAGUGCUAAUCGCACUUUAAUCGCUACAGAAAAACAAACAAACAUUUAAGUCUAGAAGUUUCAACUUUUCUUGAAAUUCUGAAUUGGUUUCAUUACAUUUGAGCCUCUUUGCGCUCUGGGUGCGCACACACACACACACACACACACACACACACACACACACACACACACACACACACACACACACACAAAUACACACAUAUAGCCCACUGAGUUUUUCUAGCAAAGCAUUUGACUGUUUACACUUUAGUAUUCACAAAAUCAGCCAAGAUUUAAAAAAGCCAAGACACUCUCAAAGCUCGCGAACCUCUGUUUUAUCUGCAGCAUUUCAGCGCACGUUGGGCCAGGCAGGCACUUCUAUUAGUGCAAACGCACCGGUGUUAAACAUGUACUUUAUUUUCCCACACAUGAUCUUUGAAUCAUUUGUCACUCACGAAAAAAUGUAAUUUUUUCACACACACACACACACACACACACACACACACACACACACACACACACACACUUUUUUUGUUCAAAAGUUUCAGGAUUUUGGAGGAUCGUGUCACAGUUGCUCGUCUGACAUGUAGUAUGGAGGUGUGUGUGUGUGUGUGUGUGUGCAGUUGUAUCUUCGUUUGUAGACGUGCGCCUGUGUGGUGUGUGUGUGUGUGUGUUUGAGCUCUGUGGCACAGAGUACAUUCUCAGGUCAAAGGAGAGGUUUGCCGAUUCAAAGAAAGCACACCUGUGUAACACACACACACACACACACACACACACACACACUCACACACACACUCAGUGCCAUACACGCUUACUAAUACACACACAUUUACAUACAAACACAUGCAGGAAAAAAAAAACAACAACAAAGAAAUAAAAAUGACCCGGUGAUGUGCACAUACCAAUUCAUACCACUCAGAGCUGUUUAAAUGUAAUAUUGUGAAAUUUGAACCUGUAUUAGGUUGUGGCUAUUCCCAGUAAUAUGUAAACGUAAUAUAAAUGUAAACAGUAUAUAAAAACAUUAUAUCUAUUUUUGGUAUCAAUCCAAUGUAUGGGAAGGCAGUUGUUUUGCAGAUUGCACCGUGUGUAUCGUAUGUGUGUUGUACUUUUGAAAUGAGGCAAUAACAACGUGUGUGUUUCGGUUAAUGGGCCAGCAUCAGUUCCCGUUCCUUUUUGCUACAUGCUUCCCGCGUGGAAGGUGAGGAGCGCAGCGGUUUGUGAAUGUCGAAUCAGUUCUCCGCAGCAUGUCUUCCCGAAUGUUUACUGAAAGGAUAGUAACGGUUUAUUGUUAUAAGUCGGGUGUCGUUUUCAUUUGUCAUUAUGAAUAUAAUUACUGGUUUAACCACAUGAGGACUGACUAGGGUACAAAGGGGAGCAGCAACACAACACUGAAGCAUCCUUUUUUAAACAUAUCAUGCUUUAGGAAGACAUUUUUAUAGCAAUGACCUUU
Salarias fasciatus (jewelled blenny) is the source of this 4852-nucleotide messenger RNA. RefSeq names its product protein phosphatase 6, regulatory subunit 2b (gene ppp6r2b). NCBI's taxonomy places the organism in Eukaryota, Metazoa, Chordata, Actinopteri, Blenniiformes, Blenniidae. The coding region runs from base 270 to 3029 and encodes 919 amino acids. The record is from RefSeq and is a predicted model, not a curated record. Gene Ontology annotation, cellular component: cytosol; nucleus. The transcript has 26 exons. Gene Ontology annotation, molecular function: protein phosphatase binding; protein phosphatase regulator activity.